Messenger RNA from Carassius carassius (crucian carp), 2184 nucleotides. Its product is annotated as vasopressin V2 receptor-like. Gene Ontology annotation, biological process: positive regulation of vasoconstriction; regulation of systemic arterial blood pressure by vasopressin; G protein-coupled receptor signaling pathway. The record is from RefSeq and is a predicted model, not a curated record. Bases 328 to 1944 code for a protein of 538 amino acids. Gene Ontology annotation, cellular component: membrane. Gene Ontology annotation, molecular function: peptide binding; vasopressin receptor activity. Lineage: Eukaryota; Metazoa; Chordata; Actinopteri; Cypriniformes; Cyprinidae. The transcript is spliced from 6 exons.
CAUAGCAGACAGAGAGAGAAAGACAUACAGACGCACUUUGCUGUUCUAUCUGAAAGCUGAAAGGAUUGGAGCGCAUUUAACUCUGUAGGUAAAAUGAGCUUUGAAUGACAGAACAGAAUAUUUUGGCAAAAGUGCUUUAUAUUUUACGUAAUUCCCAAACAAAGUUACAAUGGUAGACGGCGGAUAUCUAAAACUGAUUGAUUGUCAACAUAGAAGGCUUGGACGUGGCAUGGACAGAGCAUUAUAUGGCUUAGUUCGUGAAGAAAACUGUGGAUUAUAUCGCAAAGUGCAAUACUUACAUUGAAGAAGCGGAGCUGCCUGACGGUCAUGAGGAUGGCCUCUUGGGAAGAGAAUUUGGGUCAGCCCAAUCGCUCUGUUCUGGAGAUGGGGGGGCCACCGGACCUGUCCAGCUCCCUCUUCAAUCUCAGCAGCAGUUAUGGGGGCACAGGGGCUUUCCUCUGGCUGUUUCCAUCAGAGAACAUGACAUGGACCACCACGAAACCCACUAUCCAGCCAGUUGCCCCUCCGCGGGUACGGGACCAAGCCUUGGCCCAGGCAGAGAUCGGGGUGCUGGGGUUGGUGCUUGCCCUCACUGCUCUGGGUAAUGGAUUUGUGCUGUGGGUGUUGCUGCGUAGGAAGAAACAUCACGCUCCCAUGCACCUCUUCAUGGUCAAUCUGUGUGUGGCUGACCUAGUAGUGGCCUUCUUUCAGGUGCUGCCACAGCUGGUGUGGGACAUCACAGAGCACUUCCAGGGCCCUGACGCUCUGUGUCGCUUUGUCAAGUACUUGCAGAUCGUCGGGAUGUUUGCAUCCUCUUAUAUGAUUGUUGCCAUGACUGUGGAUCGACACUAUGCCAUCUGCUGCCCCCUGCAAGCGUAUCGCGGAGGUGCACCCUCCCGCUGGAACACCCCCAUUAUGGUUGCAUGGGGCCUGGCCCUUGUGCUCAGUUUGCCACAGGUGUUCAUCUUCUCACGGUCAGAGGUGUCCCCCGGGGUGUUCGAAUGCUGGGGCCACUUUGCUGAGCCGUGGGGUCUUAAAGCAUAUGUCACCUGGAUGACUGUGGCUGUAUUUGUAUUGCCAGCCUUUAUCAUCACUGUCUGUCAGGUUCGCAUCUUCAGAGAAAUCCAUGACAAUAUCUACCUGAAGUCUGAGCGGGUGGUAACGGCAGAAUUUAAGAGGAACUCUGUCUUCUUCCACUUUGGUCAGCGGGAGGGGGGCAGGGGCUGGAGCAGAGAGAGGAACAGACAGAGCAGACACAGCAGUCUCAGUCAAGCUCACUGCAGCCCCUCACAUCAUGCAGGAGAGGAAGUGUGCUCCUCAAGCCUUUAUCAUAGCUACUCUCAUUCUCUACCCUGUAGGAGCUCUAUCUGCGAGCCUUGCUUUGGGCACCACCCCUCUUCAGACAGCUCCUCCCGUUCCGUCCAAACUCACCUGCAAAACACCCCCAACCAUCUCUCAGACCCCUCCCAUUCCCAGUCUUUAUCAGCCAAUAGUGUGUGUGCAUUGGCUGGACACCCAAAUAGCUCUGGAGCUUCUGAACUGUGGCCAUGUGUGCUUCCAGAUGCUUUUCCUCUUCCGACCAACUAUUCGCACCCUCCGCCGCCUCUCCCAGGUGUGACCAAGGCCAUGUCUAAGACAGUGAGGAUGACUCUUGUCAUUGUGCUGGUCUACACCAUCUGCUGGUCUCCUUUCUUUAUUGUUCAGUUAUGGGCAGCCUGGGACCCCAACCCACCAAACCAAGGGGCUGCUUUUACUAUCCUGAUGCUUCUAGCCAGUCUAAACUCCUGCACUAACCCAUGGAUCUACACAGCCUUCUCCAACAGUGUGUCCCGUGAGCUGUUUGCACUGCUGCGCUGCCACACCGGAUCCCCACGCAGAGGUUCGCUGCCAGACGACUCAACCACAACUCGCACAUCAACCAACACCAAGGACUCCACAUACUGACCUCUGGCCUGACUCUACUGCACAUACACACACACACCAGCACAUGGCAAACAUACCACAGACGUGACAGGCAAGACCCUGUCCCAAAUGCCACUAUUUGCCCAUGUGUUGAUGACAUAACCUGACAGGUAGUGCUCCAAAGGGCACAGUAAACACCUUUUUAGUAUUUAAAAUGACUAAUGAGAUGCCCUACGGUCUUCACUGACAAGUGCCAAUAGCACAAGUGUGCAAAAAGAUUGC